AUGGUCAAAUACAAUGCUGAAGUGAUCAAGCACAAAUUGGACUAUAGGGAUAUUGGCACCAAGGCGGAAACUAUCGCAAAGGAUCAAGGGUCUGACCUGAUUGAUGCGUGCAAUGACAUUGAUGUUCUUGGAGGCAAUGGUACAGUAGGAUUGGAGAUUUUAGAAGACUUACCCGAUGUUGAUGUAAUAUUUUUCCCAGUAGGCGAGGGUAGUAUAGUUUCUCCUACUGCAGCAUAUGUUAAAACUGUCAACCCGAAAAUUCAGAUUAUUGGAUGCCAACCAGAGACAAACCGUGCAAUGGAGCACUUAGUUCGCACUGGUAAGUACGACAAGCUGCAAUUACAAGAUACGAUUAGUGAUGCCACGGCUGGGGGUGUGUACGAGAAUUCGAUUUGCACUAAGUUAUGUAAGUCUCUCGUAGAUAGAUGGGUGUUAGUUUCAAACGAGGCAAUAGCUAGAGGGGUAUUGUUUAUGAUAAUUCAUCAUCGCCAGGUGAUUGAAACUGCUAGUGCUUUGCCAAUUGCUGCGUUUCUGUCUGUGGCUGAAGAUUACAAAGACAAGAAAGUUGCACUGGUCAUCACUGGAUCUAAUAUUGGCAGCGAGAAAAUUAAAUACAUCCUCCAGAAUUAUUCUCAACAUACAUUUUAG
Messenger RNA from Saccoglossus kowalevskii, 648 nucleotides. RefSeq lists its product as uncharacterized. The record is from RefSeq and is a predicted model, not a curated record. NCBI's taxonomy places the organism in Eukaryota, Metazoa, Hemichordata, Enteropneusta, Harrimaniidae. Gene Ontology annotation, molecular function: L-serine ammonia-lyase activity; threonine deaminase activity. Gene Ontology annotation, biological process: L-serine catabolic process; L-threonine catabolic process.